AUGCUCCCCGGUAGUCCCCUCCGCGUGCUGCAUCUGUUCGUCCGCCGAUCUCUUCGGCGUGUGCACUCCUUCCCAUCCCUCUCCUGCGUGGGUGUGUCCGCGGAAGUUAUCGUGCGCCACCUCAACGGCCCCGCGCACCCUUCCGCCGAUCCCAACGCCAUGCUCCCCUUCUGGCUCCCCAAAGCCUCUUCCGCCUCCGGCGCACCCGUCAGCGCCGGUGCAGUCGCGCUAGAAGGAGGGCCGGCAGGAGGGGGGGCGGAGGCUGCUAUCAGCAGCAGCGCGGGGGGGGUCCAGGGCGGGGAUGCUGGUUGCGCAGUUGGGGGUGGUGCGGAGGGGUCGGGGGAGAGGUUGAGUAUGGUGAGCUGGCUGGAGAAGGAGGAGGUGCGAGUGGCGGCGACGGAGAAUGGCGAGCUGAUCGCAGUGGCGCUGGGCAGCACGCUCGUCAUUGCGGACGGACAUGGCGCGCACGAUGGCAGGCCAGUGGAGCCAGUGAGUGUGCGGCCGGCGUGUGACAGUGACGACGCCAUAACAGCCCUGGAGUGGAUCACCUUCUCCGCCUUCAACCACCGCACCACGUCCGCCUUGGCCUCGCCCAACCGCCCGCCUGGCGCCUUCAUGUGUCUCGCCGUGGGCACGACGCUGGGCUUUGUGCUCGUGUACUCCGAGACAGGCAUGCUGCUCGCCAAGCAGAUGGUGCACACGGAGGCGGUGGUGCGGCUGCGAGUGCGCGGCAUGGAGGCGGGCAUGGUGCGCAAUGAUGGCACACAGGAGCUGUGCGCCAUCACACGCAACGCCACCUGCGUCAUCAACUCCGUGCAGCUCCAGUCGGUGCUGAAGCAGCGUGUGAUCCAGCUGGAGGACACCGUGGCCGCCAAUGUGUCGCGCGGCUUCGCCUCUGCGCUCAGCUUCAUGGGCGCGGGGCGCAAGGGCGGGCGAGACGAGGAGGGCGGCAGUGGGUCCACGCUGGCGUUCAAGAAGUGGCGCACAGGCAGGGCCACCACCAAGUGGAGCGACGGUGCUGUUGCCGGCACCUUCCCCUCGCCUCUCUUCCAAGUGCAGUCCCCCAAGCAGUCAUACUGCAUCGUGGCCGUGGGCCUGGACCCCACACUCGCUGCCUUCGCCGCCACGGAGCAGGGCGGGUGGGUGCAGCUCGCCACGAACGCGGCCAGCAACGUGCGCUCCCGUGCUGCCUCUGCUGCCUCCGCCCUCUCUCGCUCCAUCUCCCGCACCCGCCGCUCCACCUCCCGUAUUCCCGACACCCCUUCCUCCUCCUCCUCGCACUCCCAGCCUCCCGCGCAGCAGGGUCAGGCCCAAAGCGUGCCGUCGUCCCCCACGGUGCAGACCUCUCUCUCGCGCACCAGCUCCAACUUCUCCUCGCCCCGCUCCACCACCUCCUCCUCCUCCUCCUCUUCCUCCAGCAGCCGCACCAGCAGCGGCAGCACCAGCAGCAGCAGCAGUGGCGGCAGCGGCGGCGGAGCAGAGGAGCAGGAGGGGAGAGAGCGGGUGGUGCCGCGGGGGGCGAUGGAGGUGGGCAGCAGCAUGGGCGUGGUGGCAGCGCUCAAGGACCACUCGCGCCAUGCCACGCGCCUGGCAGUGGCGCCCAGGGGCACACUCAUGGCCAUCGCUGACAACCUGGGGCGCGUCAUGGUGCUGGACUCGCAGAUCUUCGCUGUCGUGCGCAUGUGGAAGGGGUACCGGGAGGCGGAGCUGGCGUUCCUGGAGGUGCCCAUAGUGAGUGCGGGCAUGACGUCCAUGGGGGGUGCGUCCCCCAACGUGCACCUGCAGCUCGUGCUAAAGCCGCGCAACCUCGCCAUGUGCCUCGCCAUCUUUGCCCCGCGCCGAGAGGUCGUUGAGGUGUGGCAGAUGGUGGGGGGUCCGCGCAUUGCUCUCUUCCGCUGUGCCAGCAACAGCCGCUUGCUGCAGCCAGCAGCAGUGAUCGGCGCCCCGCACACCACGCCCCCGCCCGACCCGCACGCACCGCCCACGUCGUCGCACUCGCUGGACAUCUCAAAGGGCAUCUCGUCCCUCCUGCACGGCUCCUCCUCCUCUGCCACCGCUGCCACCGCAGGCGCGCAUGGGGGAGUGGGGCCGGAGGGCGUGUAUGGGCAGCGGCACCGCGCAUUCAUCCUGCAUGGCAGCACAGGCCAGGUGUCAGAGAUUGUGCCAACUGUGCCGCUCACAGGGAGCCACCACGCGCCACUGGACGUGGGCAGUCGGCCUGGGGUUGCGCUGACAGAGAGCGACAUUUUCCAGCGCCUGUGCGACCUGCUGAAGCUCAAGCGCAACUCCCGCGCUGCUGCCAUCGCCGCCUUCACCCACCUGCAGCACAAGGCCGCUGCUGCCGCUGCUGUCAGUGGCGCGGGUAAAGGGGCGAAGAAGAAGCGCGGGAAGAAGAGUGGGCUGAGUGAGGUGAGCGAGGACGAGGAGGAGGAGGUGGAGGCGGAGGGGGAUGGGAAGGACUUGGCGAGGAGAAGGAGCAAGGGGGGUUUGGAAGGGGAUGACGCGGAGGAAGGGGAUGGGGAGGAAGAGAGGCAGCAGGGCGGUGUGGGAAAGAGCGAAGGGAAGAGCAGCCGAUUGAAGGAAUCAACAGCCAAGGAUGGCGAGGAGGAGGAAGGGGAGGAUGAAGAUGAGGAGGAGGAGGAAGGCGAGGAGGAGGUGGACGAGGAGGAGGAGGAGUUGCAGGGGCGGCUGUCUCUGCGCAUGCGGAGCUCGUUUGGGUGGGAGGGCAAGAAGGACGCGGACGACGAGGAGGAGCAGGUGCUGCUGCUCAAGCUCACGGCGGCUCUCGCCUCCCCUGUGCGCAAGCUGCAGGUGCUGGACCUGCUCAUUGCCACACGCCCUGCGCUCCCUGAGAAGUGCCACCUGGCGGUGAUGGAGGACGUGCUGACGUGUGUGGAGGAGUGCGUGGCGUACAACAAGCACGUGCUCGAAACCGAGAGGCAGCUCGCCCUGCGGCAACAGCAGCAGGCGGCGCAGCAAGGGGAGGAGGGAGUGGGGGCAGCGGGGGCGGAGGGCGGGCUGGGGAGGGCGGCGCUGGAGGGUGCAUCGAGCCUGCUGUCAGGGGGGCUGGCCAUGUGGAACCGGCUGGGGCAGCGCGGGGAGGCGGACAGCGGUGGGGGUGGAGAGGACGCAGGCGAGCGGGCAGGCAGGGAGGGCUCUCCCGGGCGAGCCAAGGAGGCGGCGGCAGCAGCGGGCGUGCUGGCGGGGGUGGGGUUGGGCGGCAGGAAGAUCCGGCGCGUGGAUGAGAAGCUGCUGCAGUACCUGGACCAGCGCUGUGGCCUGCUGCGCUGGCAGCGCCUGCUGCUCAAGGUCUUCAUCAAACUCAAGCGCGACCCCGACGCGGGUGAGGACGGCGCGGGCAAGGCAGGAGGGCGCGAGGAGGAUGGGUUGGACCUAGACGUGGAGCCCGAGAGGGGCCCCGCCAUCGGGUGGGAGCGGCGCUGGCGGCGGUGGCGGCAAAUGCGGGGCAAGGGGGGCAAGGUGAGUGAGGCGGAGGAGGCGGCGCUGGUGGCGGAGUCGGAGGAGCGCAAGGCGCGGUACCAGGCGCUCGUGGCGGACCUGGGCGCGUGGAUCUCCCUCUGCGAGUCCGAGAGCGAGUGCAACUACCUCUGGAUGGAGAGCAAGGGCAAGGCAGGCGGGGGUGGGGGAGCAGGGGGGGGGAAGGGCGCAGGGGACGACGCGGGGGGUGCGCCGCCGGCGAGCGGAGCGGAGGAAGGGGAUGAUGCUGUGGAGAGUCCGCCUCCCCCCAUGACGUCCACUGACUUCCUGCGCGCCUUCUCGUUCGACCCCUCCUGGGACCCCCGUGACACACGCGAGGCCAGACAGAGGGCCGCGCCUGGCGGCGGCAGCAGCAAGGGGCGUGAGGCGGGCACGGGGCAGGAGGAGAAGCAGGCGAGCAGGAAGGGCGACCUGUUUGGGUGGGGCAGCGACGGCGCGCGCGGCGACGACAAGGGCUUUGGCAUGUGGCUGGCCACAGGCAGCGAGCCAGCAGACCUGCGAGCCCUCGCACAAUUCGUGAUGGGCGGCAUCCUGCAGGGCGAGGCGGGCGUGCGGCGGGUGUUUGAGAUCAUGGACGUGGUGCGGCUGUCGUGGGAGGACUGGCAGAGCCUGUUCCUGCUGUGGUUCCGCGCUGUGAAGGUGGACGAGCUGCUGUCCGUGGACCUGGACAUGCUCAUGGACGUGCUGCACCGCAUCAGCGGCCGCAUGCCUGACAUUGAGGCGCGCCUUGCUCUGCCCGACGGCUGGCAGUUCACGCCCGCCGCCACCGCUGCUGCGACUGUCCACGGCCGCCCCGUCCCCGGGGCAGAUGGGGGGAAGGGCGCGGGAGGGGGUGGCGGGGGAGGGGGGGGUGCGGGGCAGGCGGUGCAGGGAGGAGGAGGGGGAGCGGUGAUGGGAGGGGAGGGCGGGGUGGGCAAGGCGGACUCGAGGGAGAAGUUGGAGAAGGCGCCGGAAGGGGGGCGGUACCCGCUGUUCCACGUGUGGUGCCACAACACGGGCGCCGUGGCCAAGGGGCUGUUCCUGGCGCGGCUGUGCGCGCAGGUGGGCAAGGAGGACCUGCAGCAGCUGGCCGCCGCGCUCAUGAAGGGGCACAUGGGCACACGCAAGCGGCGGCCGCGGCGCAGGAAGGGCGAGGAGGAGGGCGAGGGCGCGGACGAGGAGGCGGCGGAGCUGGACGACCAGUGGCUGCAGCUGGCACGAGAAGAGACGUGGAUCGAGCGUGGGCUGGAGCAGUGGUUGGGGCUGGCGAACAGGGUGGAUGACGCGUGGAUCCUGGGGCGCUCCCUCGCACACAUCUGCAAGCUCUCCACCGCGCGCGGCUACCCCCUCACACGCCCCCGCGUGCCCGCAGCGGCAGAGGUGGGGCAGUUUGCAGUGGCGCAGUGGGUGGCGAAGCUGCAGCUGCUCAUCUCGCCCUCUGCCAUUGUGGUGCAGCACCUGCACCGCUCCCUGCUCAAGAUCGGCCGCCCCUCCUCCGCUCGCCAGCUCGGCAUCCGCCUGCUGGAGGAGGGCAAAAAGAUGGAGGCGGGGCAAGGGGGGAAGGAGGCCAGGCGCGGGAGGCGGAGGCGGGAGGGGCGGUGGGGGGAUGUGCGGGGUAGCAGGGUGGGCGAGGCGCGGAGGAAGGAGGAGGGCGAGUGGGCGAAUGAUGAGGGCAGUGCGGAGGGUGACACGGAGUCGCUGCGCGGGUCGCACAACAGCCGCGGAGGCAGGGGGCGAGGUGGGGGGGAUGGUGAUAGGGGCGGCGGCAGGGGAGGAGGGUCGGGGUCGGGGCGUGACGAGUGGGAGAAGAGCGGGAGUGGAGGGGGUGUGGAGAGGAGCGAGAGCGAAGGGGGCGAUAUGAGGGGCAGUGGGGGCGGGGGAAGUGUGAGGGGGGCAGGGGAGGAGGACGCGUCAUCGGUGGUGGACGGACACAGCGGUGCCAGUCCCAGGGGCUCCACCAGCGGCAGCGGCAGCGACUGGCGCCAGGGAGGCUCCGAGGGCGGGGGGCGCCCAGUGGGAGGGGGCGGGCGGGGCAGUGGGGGAACGGGGGAGCGGGACGGAGGUGGUGGUGGUGGUGGUGGUGGCGGCGGCGGCAGUGGGAAGGGCCACAGCGGGCCGCUGGGGCGGCGCGCGGCGAGGAAGCCGGUGCCCAAGGGCAGCAGCAUGCUGCGCGCUCGCAAGCUGCUGCUGGCGGGGGAGUCCAUGCAGGCAUCGUCCGUGGACGACCUGGAUGACCCCGACCUGCCUGAUGACGACGACGCCAGCACCGGCAUGCGCCACCGCAUCAUGGGCCGCGUGGGCCAGCGCGGCACUGCCAAACCCAGAGGCGGCGGCGGCGGCGGUGGCGGAGGAGGAGGGUACGGCGGGGAGGCGGAGGAGUGGGCGGAGGGGGGCGGGGAGUACGAGGAGUCGUGGAACGGGGAGGUGGAGGAGGAGGUGGUGCGUGACCCGAUAGACGAAACGGUGGAGCGAGAGGAGGUGGAGGAGGCAGUGGAGCUGCUCAAGGAGAUGCUCGUGCGCUUCCCCGAUGCCUGCCACACGGACAUCCUGGGCGCCCACCGCUCCAUGGAGCUGUGCCGCCAGUGGGGCCAUGCGGUCGGGCUGGGCGACCCCCUCGCUGCCCCACCUGCUGCUCCCAGCGCUGCUGCUGAUGUGCCCGUGGCGCCCUCGUGUGGCCCGCCGCCCACCGUGCGCGGAUACGAUGCGGACGCCAACGACCUGCUCUUCUUCACGCACGAGCAUGUUUCCACUCUCUCCACGGUCGCGCUUAAGGGCGGCAUGGUUUGUCGCAUCUGGAACAUGCUGGCUGGCAGGCGGGCGGCAGCGGCAGUGUCGCUGAUGCAGACGCUGGCAAGGGCACCGUCGGAUGAGGAGUGUGAGAGGGCCAGCGGUGAGUUCAUGCAAGGGGGGGCCACGCAGAGGCACUCUGCACGGGUUGCUUACCCCGCCGCAUCCAUGCAUUUCUGGGUCUCCUUUGUGAACCCCCUGACCCCUCCACAUGUCCCCGCCUUGCCCUCUCCCUCACCCUCUCUGCGUGCAGGGCUGGGGUGCACGACGGCAGCGGAGGCAGCGGGGUCACUGGGGGCGUACGAGGCGCUGCUGGUGCUGCUGUUUGACUGCACGCUGCUGUCAGAGGCGGGGGACGACUCUGACCGCGCCACCCAGGAGCACGAGGUCUUCCUCUGCAACAUCGACGACACCUGUCGCGACGCCAUUCGCGAGUUCCGGCGCAACACGCCAAGCAGUGAGCGCGUGCACGAGUACAUGCUGCUGAUGCGCACGGUGGGCGUGGCCAUGGCUCUCAACGUCGACUACGUGCCCCUCGCCGCCAUGUUCCGCUCCGGCCUCCUCGCCUCCUUCCCCAACCUCGUCACCCCGGUAACCAUGCCUCCUCCCUGCUCCACCCCUCCUUGUCGUAAGCCCCCACUCAAUUCCCUCCCUGCUAUUGGUCCCCUCUCACAUUCUUAUCCGUUUUAUGUUCCAAACACUUUUCUUGCAUCCCCCUUCACCCCUCUCCUCCUCCCCGCCCUCAUCCUCCCAUCCGCCGUCCCUCCAUCGCCCCAUCACCACGCGCAGUCCCCACCAGACGUGGACGACGGGUUGGACGAGACGAAGCGAGCAGAGAUCCGGCUGCAGUUCCUGCUGGCAGUCAUCCUGGCACAGCUGCGCCACGGCCCCGUCACACGCCCCGACCACUUCCUCGCGUCCACGUCGCGCACGGGCAGCGGCACGCGGCUGCGCGUGUUUGAGGCGCGGUACAAGGGCUCCUCUGCGUUCAUGCUCGCGGGCGACCUGGGCGUGCCGCACGAGGAGCUCAAGCGCCGCCAGGUCGCACUCAAAUACCUCAAGCAGUGA
This is a messenger RNA of Closterium sp. Naga37s-1, 7332 nucleotides long. Lineage: Eukaryota; Viridiplantae; Streptophyta; Zygnematophyceae; Desmidiales; Closteriaceae. The record is from the annotation of a GenBank genome assembly.